AUGUCCAACCAAGAUGACCUGGCCUAUGGUGGCUACUACCAGGCCGAACGUGGGUCCGGAGACGGAUCUCGCGGCUUCGGCGACACAUUCAAGAAGCUCCGCGACACAUACAAAAGCCACCAGGGCUCGUCGCAGCCUGGCCAGAGUCAGACAUACAACCCAAGUGGCUACCAGGGGCAAGGCUACCCGACUCAAAGCGAAUCCUCACAAUACGGAUACAGUCAGGGACAAAGUGGGCAACAGCAACAGCAACAACAGCCUUAUGGAAAACCACCCAAGGAAGACAAGCUCCAUGGAUUCCUGGGCAAGCUCCAAGGCACUGUGACCGAGUUUGGGACCGAAUUCGCGCAGAAGUUGGGGACCACAAUCGACCCCAAAGCCUACGCCGAAUAUGGACCCACCAAAACCACCGAACAUCGCUUUGGCAGUUUCGCUCCUCCCCGAGAACAUAACGACGCAAAGUGGUACGUCGAUGGCUGCUCGUAUUUCUGGGCUGUGUCUCGCGCACUGGAGAAUGCACGGGAGUCGAUCUGGAUUCUGGAUUGGUGGUUGUCCCCCGAAUUAUACCUCCGCAGACCCCCGGCAAAGAAUGAACAAUACCGGCUGGACCGAAUGCUGCAAGCUGCAGCUCAGCGCGGUGUUCGCGUCAAUGUGAUUGUCUACAAGGAAGUGACACAGGCACUAACUCUGUCCUCCUCUCAUACUAAACAUGCUUUGGAGGACUUGCACCCCAAUAUCGCGGUCUUCCGUCACCCUGAUCACCUUCCUGAUCGUCAAGAGCUUGCGGCCUCUAUAACUUCUUCUUUCCAAAAUAUGACUCUUGACUCAGCAAGCCUCAGUAAGAUGUCCAAGGACACCAUUAAAGGGGUUUACGGCAUGAAUAACGAUGUGAUUCUGUAUUGGGCUCAUCAUGAGAAGCUCUGCUUAAUUGAUGGUCAGACUGCUUUUAUGGGUGGCUUGGAUAUGUGCUUCGGCCGUUGGGAUACCCACCAACAUUCGAUCUCCGAUCUGCAUCCCUCGGAUGUGAACCAAACUGUCUUCCCUGGUCAGGAUUACAACAAUUCUCGUGUCCUUGAUUUCGAAGAUGUCGUUCACUGGGAGAAGAACCAGCUUGAUAGAAAGUCCAUGUCUCGUAUGGGAUGGUCUGAUAUCUCUGUGAGCCUUCACGGUGCAGCUGUUGAAGACCUGCGUCGUCACUUUGUCGAGAGAUGGAACUUCAUCUACGAUGCGAAAUAUAAAGUUCGGAGUGACACAAGGUACGCAAGAUUAGCGUUGCACGGGCGUCCUACCUCGUCAACUGGCCAACAGCAACCUGGCUCGCAGCAACUGAAUCCGUAUCCCUCGGGUCAGUCAAGCCCGCAGUUCCAGCAACAGGAACAGUCACCCACCCCAUCCUGGCAACAGCAGCCUAGUCCAAAGCCCAGUGGAACUACUUCUACAUACCCACCACCACCGGCUUCAAGCCCCUAUCAACACACUCAGCCCCAGCCCCAGUCCCAGCAGCAGCCCCAGCAUAACCAGCAACAAUCCCAUACUGGGUCAUACCAGUCAUAUCAGCCUGGGAACACUUCGAACUACUCACCAUCGCCCGCUCAGGUCUCGAAUCAGUACCAAUAUCAGCAGCAACAGAAUACGUCUAGUUCGUCUCACUCCGAGAAUACCCCGUACCAUCCUCCGCCCAGUCCAACUCCGCCCACUUAUCAAUCAUCGCCGGCCCAGUCAAGUCAUUCACAGAGUCAGGGUACACCCCAAUACACUUACUCUGGAGGCUCAUUCCCGCCUCCCCCACCUGGACCUCCUCCAGCUCAGAAUACUGCACCUCCCAGUUAUCAAGGCUACCAGAGCCUGAACCAGGAACAGACACCUUAUUACCCACCACCGCCAACACAGGCCUCCACUGGCACCCAUCAGAGCUCAAGCCAAAGCCAGACGCCUUACUACCCCCCUCCUCCGGGCCAGGAGUCGUCUCAUUCCAACACGCGUGGAAUAUAUGAUGACCAGCAUUCCGGCGAUCGCGAACGAGGCUCGUUGGCGCCCCGCCGCUUCAAAGAGGAUAUAACUCAAUACGGGAACUCCCUUCGUGGUCAACUUGCCGGACAAAUCCACCAAUAUCAAGACCGACUGACCACAUAUGGCCGUCCGUCGUCGCAAACCCGAGGAAACAUGUCCUGCCAGAUUGUGCGCAGCUGUGCAAAUUGGAGCAAUGGCAGCCCACUUGAGCAUUCAAUUGCCGAUGCAUACUGCGCCAUCAUUCGUAACAGUGAGCAUUUCGUCUACAUUGAGAACCAGUUCUUCAUCACUUCGACAGGCGAGUCACAGCAUCCAGUGAAGAACAAGAUCGGAGCUGCGAUUGUUGAGCGUAUCCUGCGUGCUGCCCGUGCUGGACAGAAGUACAAGAUCGUUGUGGUGAUUCCUUCUGUCCCCUGCUUCGCUGGUGACUUGCGGGACGAUGAGACACUCGGAACACGCGCGAUCAUGGAAUUCCAGUACAACUCCAUCAACCGUGGUGGGCACAGUAUCAUGGAAGUGAUCGCCAAGGAAGGCUUCAACCCCAUGGAAUACAUCCGUUUCUAUAACCUUCGAAACUAUGAUCGCAUCAACAACGGUGGAACGAUGGCUGCGGCCGAGCAGCAGAGUGGUGUCAACUACGAGCAUGCUCAGAGACAGUAUGACAUGAAUACUGCCGGUCCUGGUGGAUAUGCCCCGAGCACCACCCGAAGUAACUUUGACACAAGCGCUCCAUUCCAGCAGUAUCAACAAGCAGCUCAUCAAUUCCAAGGAAGUCAUGCCACUACUAGUCGCUGGGAUAGUGUUAGCGAGUGCUACAUGCUCGGCGGAGAGGAUAUUCGUAAAGUGCCAUGGGACGGUCACCCGGAUGCUGAGAUCGAUGCAUUUGUUAGCGAAGAGCUCUAUGUUCACUCGAAGGUGAUGAUCGCCGAUGACCGGGUUGUUGUCUGCGGAUCUGCAAACCUGAACGACCGCUCUCAGCUCGGCGACCAUGACUCUGAAAUUGCCGUCAUUAUCGAGGACUUCACGCCAGUAGCCUCGAGCAUGAACGGCAAGCCAUGGACUGCCAGUCGCUUCGCUGCAUCUCUUCGCCGCGAGCUCUUCCGUAAGCAUCUGGGUCUUCUACCGCCGCAAGACUAUCAGCGACCGGACGCAAACUUCGAGCCCGUGGGAGUUCCCAACCAAUUCGACUUCGAAUGCCCCGAGAGCAAGGUGGUCGCCGAUCCCUUGGCCGAUACUGUCCAGAGUCUGUGGAACUCGCGUGCACACACUAACAGCGAGGUCUUCCGGAAGGUGUUCCACGCAGUGCCUGAUGACACAGUGCGCAACUGGGCUACCUACAAGGAGUUCUAUGAGUACUACUUCCACAAAGCUGACAAGGAGGCCGAGGCCCGGGAAGGAUUCGCCCGGCCGGCGCGAUUCCAGUGGGGCCACGUGGUCCGCGAUGACUUCGCGCCUGGUGCGGAGGGAGCGAAGCAGGUCAAAGAGCUUCUCAGCCAGGUCAAGGGUACUCUGGUUGAGAUGCCUUUGAUGUUCUUGAUUGAGGAGGAUAUCGCGAAAGAAGGAUUGACACUGAAUGACUUGACGGAGCCGCUCUAUACCUAA
Molecule: messenger RNA, 3612 nt
Organism: Penicillium arizonense
Lineage: Eukaryota; Fungi; Ascomycota; Eurotiomycetes; Eurotiales; Aspergillaceae
Gene: pld2
Product: putative phospholipase D (PLD)
Exons: 5
Coding region: 1-3612 (1203 amino acids)
Biological process (GO): cell motility
Molecular function (GO): catalytic activity
Source: RefSeq, a predicted model, not a curated record